This is a messenger RNA of Onychostruthus taczanowskii (white-rumped snowfinch), 1042 nucleotides long. RefSeq names its product mas-related G-protein coupled receptor member H-like. Gene Ontology annotation, cellular component: membrane. Gene Ontology annotation, biological process: G protein-coupled receptor signaling pathway. Bases 1 to 918 code for a protein of 305 amino acids. NCBI's taxonomy places the organism in Eukaryota, Metazoa, Chordata, Aves, Passeriformes, Passeridae. Gene Ontology annotation, molecular function: G protein-coupled receptor activity. The transcript has a single exon. The record is from RefSeq and is a predicted model, not a curated record.
AUGGAGCUGAACCAGACAUCCCCACCUCCCUCAUCUCCCGUGAUGGACACGGAGGGAGAUGAUUCCUGUGGGAUCAAUGUCACCGAUGUGGCCAUAGACGGUGUCACUCUGCUCAUCUGCCUCUGUGGGCUGGCUGGGAACGGGGCUGUCCUCUGGCUCCUCGGAUUCCACAUCCGCAGGAACCCCAUCACUGUCUACAUCCUCAACCUGGCCGUCGCCGACUUCACCUUCCUCCUCUUCAUGGUCCCCUCCUCCCUGCUCUACCUGCUGGAGGACGUGUCCUGCUCCACUGUCGUGUCCCUGAAGUACCUGAGGUCCCUUCUCCUGCUGUCGCUGUUCUCCUACAACAUGGGGCUGUACCUGCUGACAGCCAUCAGCAUCGAGAGGUGCGGUUCAAUUCUCUUCCCCCUCUGGUACCGCUGCCGCCGUCCCCAGCGCCUCUCAUGGGUGGUGUGUGCCCUGCUCUGGGCCCUCUCCAUCGCUGUCAUGGUCGUGGUGACCUCCCUGUGCCUGUCACACGAGCACGAGCACUGCCGGGUGGCUCUCAUCACCAUGUACGCCCUCAGCUUCCUCAUCUUUGCUCCACCCAUGGUCAUCUCCAAUGUGAUCCUCUUCAUCAAGGUCCAGUGUGGCUCCAAGAGACGUCAGCCUAAGAGGCUCUACAUCGUUAUCUUCCUCACUGUGCUCUUCUUCCUCAUCUUUGGAGUGCCCCUCAGCCUCUGGAAUUUCCUCCAGCAGCUCAGCCCCACCCUCGUGUCCUCCCAGGUGGUUUUCCUGCUGGCCUGCAUCAACAGCAGCAUCAACCCCUUCAUCUACUUCUUGGUGGGGAGCUGCUGGAGGCGCUGCUCCGUCGUGUCCCUCCAGGUCGCCUUCCGGAGGGUCUUUGAGGAGACAGGGAUCACCACAAUGUCCAGCUGAGAGGUCGCUGUGGUCCCACCAUCCGUGCUGCCCACGCUGGCUUCAUGCUCAGCUGCCCACCCUUGCUCCCAGCCAGGCCUGCAGCUCAUCUUCCUGCAGCUGUGAGUCAGGAUGCAUCCCACAG